GGCCGCCUCUCUUAACUCUCUAUCUCGCAAAUCGCCAUGGCCAUCACCUUCUCAGAUCUCUACACUGAUGCCGGUCUCAAAGCCCUCGACGAGUUCCUCGCCGGCAAAUCUUACAUCUCCGGAGAGAAGCUGACUUUGGAUGACAUCAAGGUCUACACCGCCGUGUUGGAGAAGCCCGCCGGUUCUUUUGCCAAUGUGAGCAAGUGGUACGACGCCGUUUUGUUCCAACUCGCUUCCACCUUCCCCGGGAAGGCCGCCGGAGUGAGAGUCAGCAGCGGCAAGGCUGGGACUGCUGCUCCCGUUCCCGCUGCCGCCGCUGGAGGUGAUGACGAUGACGAUUUGGACCUCUUUGGCGACGAGACUGAGGAGGACAAGAAGGCCGUUCGGAGUGUCGAGAUGGAGGGUCUCUUCUGGGACGCAUCGAAAUUGGUUUCCGUUGGUUACGGCAUCAAGAAGCUGCAGAUCAUGCUCACCAUUGUCGAUGACCUUGUUUCCGUCGAUGACCUCAUCGAAGAGCAGCUUACUGUUGAGCCCCGCCAACAAGCCCAUCCUCACUUGUGUCUCGGCCCAGCUCUCAAAGCCCAAUCCGGGUUUUCUCCUCCAGCCGUGCCUUCGACUUGCAGCUCACCACACACCACGGGCCAGCCCAAUGCCGUCAUCAAUUUCACUCCGCAACCACAGCUCCUCCUCGCCCAGCUCACUCGUCUUCCUCUACGAGCCGAUGUCAGUUCAGAAGCCGCCGAUGACUACCGAUAA
Molecule: messenger RNA, 756 nt
Organism: Malus domestica (apple)
Lineage: Eukaryota; Viridiplantae; Streptophyta; Magnoliopsida; Rosales; Rosaceae
Product: elongation factor 1-beta-like
Biological process (GO): translational elongation
Cellular component (GO): eukaryotic translation elongation factor 1 complex; cytosol
Molecular function (GO): translation elongation factor activity; guanyl-nucleotide exchange factor activity
Source: RefSeq, a predicted model, not a curated record